This is a messenger RNA of Larimichthys crocea (large yellow croaker), 2960 nucleotides long. Its product is annotated as F-box only protein 40. Lineage: Eukaryota; Metazoa; Chordata; Actinopteri; Sciaenidae. Gene Ontology annotation, molecular function: zinc ion binding; protein binding; ubiquitin protein ligase activity. The coding region runs from base 136 to 2229 and encodes 697 amino acids. The record is from RefSeq and is a predicted model, not a curated record. The transcript is spliced from 4 exons. Gene Ontology annotation, cellular component: cytoplasm.
UGUCCAUUUAUAAUGUCCAGACACAGUGCAGAGGUUAUUCAGAGGUGCCAGCAAACGCAAGGUGACAGGCUCAGAGGAACAAAGGUGUUUCUGCCUUGAAACUCUCUCAGAUGAUCCUUGUGUUCACAAGUCACAAUGGUGAAAAGCAGGAAGAUGCCUGUGGGCCAUCAUGAGCAUUGUGACAAGUGUUACAAUGUCCACUGUCAAGUCCCAGUGCAGAUUUCUGUCUCAUGCAUGGUAAUCAAGUGCCGUAAAAACUGUGGCGCCAUCCUCCAUAUGUGCAAGCAAGAGGAACACCAGCUCCUCUGUCCAAAUGAGACGGUCCCCUGCCUCAAUGUCAUCUAUGGCUGUCCUCUCUCCAUGCUGCGGCACAGGCUGGCCAAACACCUGGAGGUCUGUCCUGCCAGCGUGGUCUGCUGCUCUCAGGAGUGGAACCGCUGGCCUGUUUCAGAAACUGAUUUGACCUUCUGCAAAAAUGUUUCAGAAAACCCUCAGACUGAGGUAAACCUCGAUGUUGCUAUGGCUCUCAGAGACCAAGAGCUGCUGUUUCAGUCUAUCAAAAUGAAGAGCAUUUUUCCUGAGUUGAUGGUGUCAGCUCCUGAGCUUCAGGAAAUUUCUGCUGGGGUCAACAGUCUUGCAGAGGAGGCAACAUGUUCUUUAGUUAAUGGUGAAUUUACAGAAACGGGCUGUACAAGAAUGGAGGGAAAAGAACUGAGUCAAGAGGAGAGGGAUGCUUUGGCCAAAAGCAGAAACGUGGAUAGUAUUCAGAACUACAGCUCCUGGGAGAAAAUAUUCAAGAAGGAGAUGGACGGAUGCAAGCAAACUGUCAAAAACCUCAAUAAAGAGGAGGGAAACGGAAAGAAAAAGGAAGAGCAAGGAUCAUCAAACUGUCAGGGGGAGACAAGAGACUCAAACAUGAGCCAAGAGACUGCUGCUGCUACUGAUGCUGCUGCUGCUGCUGCUGCUGCUGCUGCUGCUGCUGCUCCAAGAAUGGAUGGUGCAACUGGCCUUGCACCAUGGCAAGACGGGGUCCUUGAGAGGCUAAGCAGGGAAGUCAACAUUGCUGAAUAUAACAUGUAUCUGGUGCACAACGGGGCAAUGUUGAUUAACUUUGGCCAACUCGCUGCUUGCACCCCGAGAGAUAAGGAUUUUGUUUACGGGAAUCUGGAGCCCAUCGAGGUUAAAAGCGUCCGCACGUUCAACGUUCCGAUAAGCUAUCGAGCAAAGCGCUGUCACCUCAAAGAUCCCUCACGGAAGGCCAAGACGGCACACCAGAGCGUUGACACUUCAGAUUUGAAAGAGUCAAGUGAUGAUCUUCCAAAGUGUGACGAGGUCAGCACCACACUCCUGUGCUCUCUGGAAAAGGAACUAAAGGGGCAUUCCAUCUCAGAGAGCCUGAGCGUAGAUGGUUAUUACGUGGACGUAGGAACGCAAACAUACAACUUUGCCUCUGCACCUUUCAAAACAGAUGCGACACUUGCUGAUGUCAUAGCAGACAGACCUCACAGUCUUUAUGUACACAUCGAAACAGAAUCCGUCACCAGAAGACACAACAAAACAAGUUCAGCCUUCAGCUGCAUGUGUGGCCACUUCUUUCGCCGUGACGAAUACCGCUCUCAUUUCAGGAAUGUGCACUGUGACAUACAGGCCUCUUUAAGCGGCUGGUUCCAACAACGCUGCCCCUUAGCAUACCUCGGCUGCACUUUCACCCAGACAAGAUUUCACCCUGCAGGUCAACAGGCUACAAUCAAAUACUGCCAAAAUGUCAGUGCCUUUGUCCUCCAGCCAGAGGUCCCUUCAGCCCUCCGUGAAGGCCCUAAGAGAAACGGCGUACAUAAUCUGGAUCCCCUGAGUAGCCUGCCUAUGGAAAUCCUUCAGCACAUUGCUGGUUACCUUGACAGUUUUACAUUGUCUCAGUUGUCCCAGGUCUCACACGUGAUGAGAGAGGUGUGUGCCAUAUUGCUGCUGGAGAGAGGGAUGGUCUCCCUCAAGUGGAAGAAAAAGACAUAUUCCCACGGGGGAAGCUCCUGGAGAUGUCGAGAGAAAGUUUGGGAGUUCAGCCCUCUGUUUUCCUCUGUGGACAGAUGGAGCUUCAGCAACAAUCCUUCCAUGUCAGACCACCUGAAAACCUGCUCCUUCUACCAGAGAGAGGUGCACACCGAGCCAGUGGCUUUACCCUGCCGUGGAGAGGUCAGAGACAUAUAUGCAGAGGCAACGCAUAGAAGAUAAAGCUCAUGGUCCCAGAGCUCAGUGGGUGGACCAACAUGGUUCGAAUCACUCAAAUGUGACAUAUGUAUGCACCCACAGAGCUGUGAAGUGGAUAAAGCCUCCGCAUAUACAGCUACUGUACAGAAACAGAAGGAAUACUGCGUGCCAAAGCCCUGAGGACAGAUGCUGUAUGUAAACUGCAAUUUACGAACAUUGUGAUAUGAUUUUCUCAACCUCUAUUUUAUUGUAACGUCUACGCAAAUCAUUUUGUCUGUAAGUAGGUAAUGUGCUUCGAGAUGGAUGUGUUUUUGCAGCGUUUAAUGAGAGAAGAUGAAACUUAAAUAUUCCCCCCCGAGGACACUAAAUUCACAAAUGUGUUUUUGAGAGGUUUAACAUCAAAUCAUCUGCCUUGUGUAGUUUGAUCCAUCCUGUUUCAUAUGCUUGUGGUGAAAAGCAAUAUUUCCAAUUCUGCUGCUGCUGGUGACUGUUUUCACCAGGACAAGACUGACAUCUGCUGGAGAAAAGCCGAAGUACCUCGUCUGUGUGGAACCAUAAAACUAGUUUGGCAUUUGAAUGCUGGACAUAAUAUCACGUCCUCUAUGUCAGAGUUGAUUGAACACAGCAGUGCAUGCUUUGUUUCUAAUUUAGAUUUAGGAAAAUGAAAGGACUGUCAUCUAUGUGUGUCACUGACAUUUCACACUCUAUAAUAAACCUGACUUGCAGUCGGCCUCAUUUAUUUCACAGCAGCACAG